Molecule: messenger RNA, 13714 nt
Organism: Cataglyphis hispanica
Lineage: Eukaryota; Metazoa; Arthropoda; Insecta; Hymenoptera; Formicidae
Gene: Sema1a
Product: semaphorin-1A
Exons: 10
Coding region: 1629-3977 (782 amino acids)
Biological process (GO): semaphorin-plexin signaling pathway; axon guidance; neural crest cell migration
Molecular function (GO): chemorepellent activity; semaphorin receptor binding
Source: RefSeq, a predicted model, not a curated record
ACGCCGACGCGCUGUGGGAUGGCGCUAGUCGCGAGCACAUCCGCAGAAUCAAAAAAGACAGUUGGGAAGUGUAACAUCACACAUCGAUUCGGCGACCCGCGUCGAGCCCGAAAAAAAACUUCCCUUCUCCGUGUUUCUUUGAUCCUGGCCGUGUCCGGUCGCGAUAAAGUCCGGCGUCUAACGUUAAUGCGUGCGUACGCGUGUAGUGCGGUGAAUCUAAGUGACUCUCUCUCUCUCUCUCUCUCUCUCUCUCUCUCUCUCUCUUUCUCUCCCUUGUUCGGUGAACGUGAACGCAUUAUACGCCGAUGAAAACGUGACUGUCCCUCGAUUAUACGUGGUGGUUCCUGUCACGGCAUAGCGGCAUAGUACCAGUAACAGAAGCAGUAGCGGCCCUCUCGUUCAACCCCCGUCACCCGAAGACCGCGUCGCCGACAACGAGGGAGGGAAACUCGGCGCGCUGAUAACGGUCGCGGCGGAGGUCACUGCAUUGCGGUUAGCAGCGCUACAUCGGCGAGAUACCGACGACGACGACGACGACGACGACGACGACGAAGACGAAGACGACAAAGACGAAGACGACAGCGGCGUAAUCGCGCCGCAAAGGUAGUGGGGUUGAAAAUCGACGCUUGCCCGCUGUCACCCUCUCUCCAGCAUCUCGUCCUUCGAUCGCUUACUCGUGCGUACCCUUCCAAAAGUCCACUGCCCCUAUCUUUUCCUCCGUUCCUACGUACGGGUAUUGCCCGUGAAGUUUCAUCGCCAUAUCCACGUGCGUAUUCAACGAACGUACGCGUAUAGAAAGUCAACGCGUAAUCAUCACGCAUACGCAGAUACGGUUCCGAAAGACGGAGAGAGAAAGAUACGCGGACGGCGCUUGCGCGUGGUAUCGGCGCAGAGAGUGGGAGUGGGAGUGGGGAGUGCGGCGCUUGGUGGGGAGCGUCAUCUGUCGCGACGUUAGUGUGACGGCGACCGGCAGCGGGUGUGGAUGGUGCUUAUCAGUGUGCGCGUGUUUAUCGUGACGUUGCGCAAUAAGGGACGUGAUAACGGUUGUUUAUCCUAACGUCGCUCGCGCGUGGACGCUUGAACGCGUGAGCGCGGGUGUUGGUUGCGACUCUCGCCUUCUACUUUUCCUUCGUCGUGCAUCGGCGCGCGUUGGACACGCGCGCCGUACCGUCUCGCGGCUUCGUGAAUGUGCCGCUUGGCCGCUGCGAGGCGGUCCAUCGUCCUCGGGAAAACAUGCGCGCGGCGGGCCGCUUGUGGACGACCGUGGAUGCAACGACCGCAACAAACGGGAACGUCGCGCCGCACGUGACUGCCGCGACACCCGCGCAGCUGCUUCCGGCGCAGUGAGUGUUUGAGAGAAAGCAACGCGCGCGUUCUCUGUUCCCGCGGUAUACGUUCGAUAGAUAGUAGGUUAAUUCGAGUCACAGUGUCGCUGGCGUAAUUAAGGGUGCUUCGGUUCCGCACAGUGUGACGGUGAUAAUACACGGUGCGCGCGGUACGUGUUCGCGAUUCCUUCCGGAGUUUCGUUCUCGAGUGUGCCGUUUUUCGAUCGUUCAGUGUCCGCGACGGAGACUGCGAAUCCUGGCACGUCAUUCCGAGUGUCGCUGCGACACCAUCGUGAGGAAAGGAUGAGGCGAGCCAGCCUCCGCGUUGCUCCCAGGAUGCACCCGUUGCUGUCCUGCUGGUGCUUCGUCGCGACGGUCACCCUCGCUCUGGCCGCUUGGCAGGAGAAUGUCAGGCCGAAGAUGUACGUCCAGCUAGGUGCGGAGGAUGUGUUCAGGUUUACGGGCAACGAGACGCACACAGAUUACUUUCGGCUGGUGCUCAGGGACGGGAACUAUCUCCUGGUCGGCGGAAGAAAUCUCGUACAUAAUCUCAGUUUGACCGAUUUGACGGAGCAGCAGAGGCUGACCUGGUACUCGACGGAGAACGACGUGAAAAUGUGCGUCGUCAAGGGUACGCCCGAGGAAAACUGCCAGAAUUACAUUCGCAUCUUGGUGAAGACCGGAUCGAACAAUUUGUUCGUGUGCGCCACCAACGCCUUCAAGCCAAUGUGCCGUGAUUACACGGUGCACGCGGGCAACUACACGAUGAUGAAAGAGAAGGGCGGUCAGGCGAGGUGCCCGUACGACCCGCAGCAUAACAGCACCUUCGUCUACGUUGACGGUGAACUCUACACUGGCACGGUCGCCGAUUUUGCGGGCAUGGACCCGAUCAUCUAUAGAGAACCGCUGCAAACCGAGCAGUACGAUUCGAUGAGUCUAAACGCACCAAACUUUGUGAGCUCCAUGUCCCAAGGAGAUUUCGUCUACUUCUUCUUUAGAGAGACUGCUGUAGAAUAUAUCAAUUGCGGCAAGGCCGUGUACUCUCGCGUAGCGCGAGUCUGUAAAUAUGACCGGGGUGGACCGCAUCGUUUCCGUAACAGGUGGACGUCCUUCCUGAAGUCGCGUCUCAAUUGCUCCGUUACCGGAGACUUUCCAUUUUACUUUAACGAGAUACAAUCAACGACCGAGUUAAUAUCGGGCCAGUACGGUGGCACAUCGGCGCAACUCAUCUACGGCACCUUUACAACGCCGGUGAACAGCAUAAGCGGUUCGGCGGUGUGCGCCUUCUCGUUGCAGGAUAUCACCGACACUUUCGCCGGUAAUUUCAAGGAACAGAGCGCCAUGAAUUCCAAUUGGCUGCCGGUGCAGGACACAAAAGUGCCAGAUCCGAGACCCGGACAGUGCACCAAUGACUCGCGCACGUUGCCGGAUCUGACGCUCAACUUCAUCAACACGCACUCGCUGAUGGACGAAUCGGUGCCAAGCUUUUUCGGCCAGCCGAUCGUUAUACGUACUAGUUUCCAUUACAGAUUCACCCAGAUUGCUGUGGAUCCUCAAGUAAAGACUCCGGGCGGUAAAACUUAUGACGUUCUCUUUAUUGGCACAGACAAUGGCAAGGUGAUCAAAGCGGUGAAUGCCGAAUCUGCCGAUUCUCAUCAGAAAGUCAGUCCGGUAGUGAUCGAGGAGAUACAAGCUUUCCCGCAAACAGUGCCGGUUCGCGGCAUCAAGGUGGUCCGAGCCUCGCAGGCAGGCGACGGCCUCGAGGAUGGUCGAUUGGUCGUCAUCGCUGACAGUCAAGUGCAGGCGCUAAGACUCCAUCGAUGCUACAGUGACAGAAUAUUGUCCUGCGGUGAAUGCGUCGCCCUGCAAGAUCCGUAUUGCGCCUGGGAUAAGGUGGAAGGCAAGUGCAGAGCGUUGGUUGGCCCAGCAUCGACGGAUGCCAGCAGGUUUUUGCAGAGUGUCGCGACGGGGACACACACAUCCUGCCCGCCAGGCAAGAGUUUGAACAAGGAUGCCGGAAGCGUCGGCGCUAUAUCCGCCAAUAAUAAUAAGUUUCCGCAAAACUCGAUAUCGAAUAAAGACAAUCCGGGUGGCGAAAUUAUCAAUAUUACGCAGGAAGAGGACCAGGACAACUCAGGUCCGGAAGUAUCCGCAGCUGACACACCUCCUCCACAAUACUCUGUGGAAACUUUAGUGAUGGCCGUGGUGGCCGGUGCAUUGGCCGCAUUGUUCGUUGGCUUUGUGGCCGGUUAUUUGUGUGGCAGAAAGUGUAGGAAAGACGAGGAUGAUAAUUUACCCUAUCCAGAUACGGAGUAUGAGUACUUCGAGCAACGACAAAAUGUGAAUAGUAAUGUUUGUCUAUCCACAUUCAGCAGGCUUGCGCCCGAGCCAAAGCUAUUACCGCAAGAGGAGGUGACCUAUGCGGAGCCGGUGCUGGUUCCACAACCGCCGAAACUUCAAUCCCCAAAGGGUACUAUGAGGAAACCACCACCGACUCCCACGGAGACUCUCUUUCAAUUCCCGGAAGGUUAUGGUUUCCGCGGGGGACCGCGCGGCGACAAUUUUGGCACUCUGCGUUCUCAUCAAGGUGACGCGUAUCGUCGCAACGACGGCUUUGCGACCACGCGCAGCGUCAAGAAGGUUUAUCUCUGAGAAACGAGCGAGGAGGGGGGUGGCCGUCACCGGAGCCUAGGACGGCCAGCGCGCAAUCGCCACAACGCGACAACGGCCAGCAGAAGUAGUCGCGCUGUGACGUCCGGGGGACAAUCAAAUCGUGAGCUCGCCGGUCCGAGGGCAUUGGAAUCGCCCUCGCCAUCAUCGAGCGUAUCAUCGAGUUCCCCGUCCCCUCCCUCCUCGUCACCCUCGCCCACCCUCGUACCGAUUGCCAUGAGCGGCCAACAGCCACCGCCGCCGCCAACGCCACCUUGCAGCUUUAUCUAUCGAUCAUAGUCGUCGUCGUCAUCGUCAUCGUCGCCGCCAUCGUCGUCGUCGUCAUCAUCGUCAUCGCUAUCAUCACGAUGGUCGUCAUAUUCUGCUUUCUGCUCGAUGACGCGAAGAGAUGAGAGAGAGAAAGCGUUCUACAGUCCUAGCGCGUUAUUCCGAAAUGUAUAAAUUGAAUAAUCAAGAGAAUAAUCUCCUGGCCAGAAAUAUCGCAAAAAUAACUUCAAUGGAUGCCGCGGUAUGUUUCUUUUGUAUCUUAAAUCUUUUUAUUUCGUUCAAUUUUUAUUUUCAUACUUACUUGCGUUGGUGAUAACAAAAAUUUUAAAUGUUGGAGUUUUGCGUCGAUCGAGUCUAGAUAUUACCGUUUGUUUGCAUAAUAGAAAUUGAGAGAUCAAGAUAAUUAUUUUAUGAAUUGGUCGUUUAUCACAUUAGGAAAUGUCGAGUCGAGCAAUCGUGCAUAGGGCAUUUUAUUUUACUUAUUCACGAAUCAUUAUAAUGUCAUAAUACAACAUUUCAUAAUCUUUGUAGAAACGAUAUUUCAAUUGAAAUGUUACGUUUGAUCAAUAACUUGAUUAUCCAUGCACGUUGAAGAAUAAAUAAGGCGAACGCAAACAUUUUAGCAUAACGAUUGUCUAUUAUCUUAGAUCUUUAGUAUUAAUUCGCAAAAAAUGAGGAAAUAGAAUAACAAAAAAAAAAAAGAAAGAAAUUCUAUCUAAUUAUCGAUGCUCGAACAUGUAAAAAUUCGAGUAAAGUUUGGUGAUUAGGCUCGAUUGACAAAAUAGUGCGAACGUUACGCGGCGGUUCGCAACAAAAUGUCGUAAUCUCCACUAUUUUAUUAAUUGACAGUUAGCAUCGAAGUCGAUAUGUGUAAUUGUAAAGCUACACAACAUAGUAUUAUGAUGAGGCUUUUUUCAUAAAGUCAAUUAAAGGAGACUAUCCGCAAGCUCGAAACACGCAAUUUUUCUAACGUUGUAAUAUUUAAUACGAGUGAUUGAUAGUGCCAUUAUAGACCACGUAACACUUCUGCGUGCCUCGAAAUUAAAGACGAUCAUGACGAUUAUCGACAUUGUUGGCCAAAUGUUUUUCUCGGUUGGCCAAAUGGAGAUUAAUGCAUUUAAUUAAUUGUACAUAAUAACGUCUUUGUCUUUAUAUUCGUUCUUUUAUUUGUCUUAUUUUAUUUUGUAAUUUUAUUCUGUAUUUUAUUUAUGUAAUAUAUUUAAUAUAUGGAAUAUAUAUUAUUUUAUAUUUUAUAAAUUAUAUAUAUAGGGUCGUUUAUAUAUCACAUGAAAACUGUUAGAUUCGGAGUUUUAUUCGGACUAAAGUAAUCUUUAAAAGUGUUAAUAGAAAAUCCAUCGUUUUUAAAUAUAAUUUAUUCAUUUUAAUGUUCUCUCUCUCUUAAUUUCGGGAUAUAUUAUUAUCAUAUUAAUCAGAUAUCUGAAUCAUAAAAUCGUGGAGAUUGCUAUAUUGCGUGAAUUAAGGAUGCGUUAACUGAUAUAUCCAAAGGAAGCAGUCAACAAGACUAUGUUGCUGCUGUUCAUAAUAAAUAUGUUAAAAUAGUCGUCGCGCGCGCGCGGAAAACGAUACUAAUUUCUAGUUUCUCGUUUGUGAAUGUUGGUUCAUCUAGUUCUGUGUACGCUUCGGAGACGCGCGUUCUCAACGCCUGCACAUAUACGUAAUAGAGAGCGAGAGCGAGAGAGAGAGAGAGAGAGAGAGAGAGAGAGAGAGAGAGAGAGAGAGAGAGAGAAAGAGAGUGGGAGUAAAAGUGAGAGGCACAGCGCUUAUAUGUACAUAAUACAUAUACAAAAGCAUAUACAUCAAUUAGGAGUUAAAAAGAAACGAAAACGAAAAUCAGUCCAUUUAACCUGGGCCCGAUGGUGUAAGUAAGUAGACAUCUAUCUUAAAGUGCUUCUUAUUUCGGUGUGUUUAGAAAUAAACGUGUAUGUGAUAUAUUCUAUAUGAUGAGAUGCUUUACGAGCAUCGGAAGAUGGGAGAGACGUGGAGAGAGUUUUUAACUCAGGGCUCUCUCGACGGAUCUGAGACGAGACAAACGCAGUAAUAAAACUCGGUCUUUUGUUCACAAGAAUUCGUCGCUGUGCUUUGUAAAUAUUUUUUUUAUACAAUUUCUCGUAUCUAUUUUACGCAUAUAUAUACGGUAUAUCAAACUCUCAUUGAUUUCUGACAUCUCGAUCUCCCGCAAUUCCACAGUGUCGCGAAAAAUCUCUACAUUCCAGCAGAUUGUCUUUCAUUGAUCGUGGAAUUUUGUGAACAAUCGAACCUGAACUCUGACACGCACACAAUACACAACUACACGAAUACAGACUUACUACAGGUUGUAAGAUUUCUGUAAAUUUUAUUACUGCCUUUUUUUACUUAUCAUUAAAUAUCGUUUAAUUUGUUGAUUUAAUGUUAAAUAUAUCUCGAGAACUCGUCGAAAAUUAUCCCUCAAACCGUAAGACUGAACAAAUCCCCUAACGGCGAAUCUCUCAAUAUAGUUUUGCUUUUUUUACAAAUUUUAUAUAAUCGACAUAGACAAGAAAUAUUUUUUAUUUUAUUUUAUUUUAUUUUUUUUUUUUUGACGAUACACAAAAACAUUUUGAUCAAAUUUUUUUAAGUGUUUCCCGUUCCAAGCACAAAUUAUUCUUUAUUACGCUUCGUUCAGAAGCUAACGGAAUUUAAUCAAAGUCGCGAAAAGCGGAUUGUUAACUCUACGCUGCUAAUAAUUGCUGAUAAUAAUCGCUGAUAAUACUCUUUCAGCGCGAAAUCCAUAAAAUAAAAACGACGAUGUGAACAUACCUAUCUCAUUGUUCUAAUGACUGUCAAAUGAUAUGUGCAUAAUUGUUGAAAUAUCUAAACUGCCAUGUGGCACAUUGUAAUCGUAGAAUAAAACCGAUACUUUGUGCUUGAAACAAGUAGUGAUAGGAGGAACAUGAACUCACACAAAACACUCCCAUGUGAUUUUCCACGUGGUUCGAAGCUGCCAUAAUCGAUCCGACAUUCAUUGUCGUCUCGCAGAUACGUUUAAUUAUCUCUCGGGAGCUAAAUAGCGUUUCUAAUGGCUUACUUCGCAUUAUGCGAACGAUGAAUUUUUUUUCUAAGUUUGAUACGAUACGUACCGAAUAAGGGGUUUUAACAAUCGUUUAGUGAUUUUUUGUAAACGGAAGACUCAGGCAUGAUACCAAAGAUAUUAAUUGUAAACUAAACAUCGUUAGUCACACAUUGUGAUGGUUAAUCGUUAGAGAAGGCGCACAAAACGGUAUUCAUUAACGAUAGGAAGGUGGCCCCCUUGCACAUAUGUAAACUCGAACACGGUUAUACAAGAACACUCGCACUCGUACGCGACACGCGAAACUAACACAAGAAAAGAACACGUGUAAGGAUGUUCACCUUAUUAGCGAGUUUUAAUAAUCAUGUUGACGACACAUUAGUUGGAAGACACUCGCGAUAUUAAGAUCGUAGAAUUCUAUUAAACAUUGGAAUCAAAUAAUGCAUGAAAAACAGGACGUUCGUGUACCACAAAAUAUUUUUCAAGAGAGAACGAGAGAAAGGAAGUGUGUGUGCGUAUAUGUAUGUGUACGUGCGUGAACGAAAAAACGGGCGAGAGUAAGGGAGAAAAAGAUAAUGAGAUGUUAGCGAUAGCUCGGUGUUCAAAAAAAGUCAAAAGUCUAAUAAGCUUACGAUAUUGCUAUCGAGCGUUGAUGCUUUAAUAAAAGAAAAAUAAGUAAAAAAAAGACGAAGAUUUGUAAAAACGUGUUCAAGGAGCUCGUAAAACGUUCAUGUUGUUUAAGCCAAUAAGGAACGGAUUCCAUCCAAGACAAUGACUCGAUCGAAUGAAGACGAUUAGAGCAAUUCUCGACUCGGUGUAAAUGAGUUCGUUUGUUCGGCAUUGUUAUAACGGGGAUGUGUAAAGGACGUUGUUCGAUUAUAAGCUUCGCGUGAUUUGCGUUUAACGAAUAUCGGGGAAGACGUAAUCAUGUGUUUCAUGCAUUAUUUCAUUUCAAUCCCUCGAAUCCGAGUUAUUUGUCUGUAUAUUUAACGGAUGCGAGUUUAGCCAGUUAUACUUAUUAAUUGAAAAAGGGAAAUGAAUCUUAAACAUAAGAUAUCUUCUUGAUUAAAGGGGGAUCGGAUAAAAAAUAAAGUAUGUAUGAAAGGUGCGAGGAUGUAUGGAAGUUUGGAGAUAAGUAGAAGAUUAGUAAUGGUACACACAUACGUAUAAAUAUAUAAAUAUAUAUAAAUAAAUAUAAAUAAAUAAAUGAAUAUAUAUAUAUAAAUAAAUAAAUAUAUAUAUAUAUAUAUAUAUAUAUAUAUAUAUAUAUAUAUAUAUAUAUAGAACGCUUGAAACGUAUAUAUAUUAAUGAUAUUAUAACUUUUUAUAAAUAUAUUUUUCCGUCGAAGUCUAGCCUAGUUGAUACAUACACAGUUACGACUAUUAAUUUAUCCGAUCUGAUUAUUAUCGAGAUCUAGCGUUAAUUCGGACAUCUUAGGCGUCAUAGUUUUACAUGAUAGGCGAGUUGUACGAAUUGUAAGUCACUUAAUGAGAGAGGAGGAGAGAAUUAGUACCUAAUGUUAAACAAAUUUACUACUAGCGUUGAAUAUCCGAAACGGGAGUCUUCUUCCCUUCGUGGUCACCUUUUCUUCCUUCCCUUUCUCCCCUUUCCUCCCCUCGUCCCAAAUUCCCAGCCGUCGGAGGAUUUCGCCGAUCAGACGUUCCAUUUAAAGUGUAGCAUACCAUGUAAGAAUGCGCAGAGUAUAUAUAUAUAUAUAUACAUAUAUAAUAUAUAUAGGUAUGUGUAUAUGUAAGAGUCGAGAGAAAAAAAAAGAGAGGACAUUGUAUUUUUCGAAAUUCGCGUUUCAUCGAAAACUCCAUUGCCACGACGGCCAGAAUCUCGCGACUGUUAAUCAUUAAAAACGCGACGACCGGACCGCGGAGGAAUGGGAUUCCCGUUUCCCGCUUUGUAAUUAAAUGAGGAGGAGUGAAGAAUCGAUGAAAAAAAGGGCGAUGGGGGAUGACUGUAUUCAUCGUUCUCACCCUCCCUUCCCUUACCCCCGGCGUGCGUUCACAGUUUGACAAGCGUGAGAAAGAGUGUGUCGAUGUUUUUUUCCGACGGGGGAAAAUGUACUGGACGCGCCGGUCCCCUCCCCACACGACAUUGUAAAAUGAGCGAGCACUAAUAAUAAAUGAUAUUAAUAAUAAUAAUAAUAAUAAUAAUAAUAAUAAUAAUAAUAACGAUAACAGUAUGAUAUAAUUAAUACUUAAGAAUAAUCAUAAUGAUGUAAUAACAAUAUUGCGAUACCAGAAGAUUUUUAAAGAAAAAAAAAAAAACACUAUAGCAUUUAUCAACGAUAAAAUAACGAGAAUGUAACAUGUAUUUUGCUUCUUCCUAAUACAGUGCCGUUUAUGCUAUUUUUUACUGUAACUAACUAGAAGCUCGGCGUGCGAGAUGUGCGUCCCAACGGAGGCGGCCGCUCGGCAGAGAGCAUACGCUACUUUAAAAAGCCGGUCUGUAUAUUUAAUCGGCCAUGUGUAUCCUUAAAGUAAUCGUUCGCGGAAAAGCGCCCAAAUGUGACUCUGGUACACGUUUAUAUUUAUAUUGGCACCAUAUCGUCGCCGUCGUUGUCGUUGUUAUCGUCAUUUUCGUCGGCGAUAUCGGCGAACGAAAAGAAUUCUUUAGACACGCAUCGAGCGAGAAGAAACACCGCGAAUGCGAAGUGUGCGUGUAACAUGUGUAUGUCGGCUCACUUGGAUCGAGAUACUCGCCGUCGUAUUCCCGUGUGUACAUCCACAUGGUUUUUCUUCGUUAAGAUUCAAAUCGUCGUUCGAUCGAUUGUCUCGAUCAUGCAUCCAUCCGGAGGCGUUUGUUUGCCGAAAAUUUUACUGCCGUAAGAUUUUCAUUGUACAUUUAAUAUUAUCACGCGGUGUCGGAUAUGAUACACGUUCCUCGAUCUGGCAAAUAUUCAGCGAAUCGACACACGCAUCCGGAGAGUCAUCAUGUCUCGGAUCUCGUGAGCGUCACGAUUGCGUUCGCCGCACGCUACUCGUUAUCCAAACGUAUGUUAUUACUCUUGUAUUACUCGUUAUAGACGCGCUCACACGUCGUGUCGUUCGCGAGACCGAUGAUUUGCGAGAUGCAAGAUUGUCUGGCGUGACGUGACGCGAGGCGUCGCGGCUUGGCAAGGAUUGGCGUUUUCUCGCGCAAAUCAACGAUGAACGACGUGAGAAAGACGAUAAAAGACACAUAGGCUAUACAUUAAAAUAGCAUUUAAAAUCGUAAGGACAUACGGUACCGAUUUUUAGCGUUUAAGGCUCUCUAAUGUGAGAAGGCACUGCAAUUAUCGCUCUACGCACAUAUACAUACGCGAUUGUGUGCGCGACAUUACAUACGGAUACAGGCACACGUACGCAGACACGUCAAUUGAUCCGAUCGACAGCGCUGUCGAUGAGAACCUGCUAUGUCUCAGCAAAAUUAUAAAAUUGUGUAAUGCGAUCGUAUGGCGUACCAGCGUGAAUUAAGAUAGCUAGUUUUAUAUUGGUUUGUCGAGAUUGUGAAAUAAUUACUUGGCAAAUCUGUCAAACGCGAAACAAAAACCUGCGUCUGUAUGAGAGAGAAACAGAAAAAUUCCUUUCUAUAUCUCCGAUUGCUAGCUGAGACAUUCUAACAUUGACAGAUGAACGUGAACGAUAGCGUCUUAGUCUCGUGGAGUACGCGCGCAUUGCAAACCAGAGUCGCAAUUUGGGAAGAUUCUUCGAUUUAAUUAAUCGGGCACGGUUGUGUGCGUGUGUAUGUGUGUGUAUGCGGGUAUGUGUGUGUGUGUCUCCGCCGUACUUAUAAAUCACAUUUUUCGAAAACGGAAGAUCGGAGCAACCACCAUUAAUCGAUCGCAGACACUCAUUUUGUGUAGCACACAGCAGCGUGACGAUUUAUUCAUUCAUUCAUUCAUUUAUUUGUUUGUUCGUUCGUACGCUCGCGCGCUUCACGGUAACAAUUUUUCUCGAGGCCGGCGCGCGAACGAAAUUAUCCGAUGGAUUAAGAAGGGGAUAAAGAGAAAGAGAUAGCAAAGGGAGAGCGAUACUAAAUAAUAACGCGAUAUUGCAUUAAUAAUGAAGGUAUAAUAUUGCCGAUAAUUAUAUUGUAACGACACACGAAGGGAUGAGGAUAUAUUAAUAAUACAAUACUAUUUAUAAACCGCGAGAGAAGAGAGAGAAAGAUGAGUCGGAGGUACUCAGCGAGGGGAGGAAGCGCGACGCGAGCGAGAGGGUUGUAGGAGGAGAGGAACGAGAGAGACGGAAGAGAGGAGAUAGGUAGUUUGGCAGUAGGCUGAUGGUAGAGACACGGCACGUCUAAUAUUAACGAACAAAAAAAAAUAUAAUUAAAAAAAGUAAAGUAUAAAAUAUAUCAUAAACGCGAAAAAGGUACAGUAGUGAUUUACUAUUGGCUGACACGUAGUGUGAAUGCUGACAUAGGAAAAGCAUGCUGGCGAAGGGGAGCUUUUUGUCGAUUUUUCUGUGACGGACGGCUGGGGAUGGUACGUCGCGCGAUUUCGCGGGACACGUGGCGGGGUGAGUUUUAGGAGCGCGUGGACGUGUUGAAUCGGUUCGUUUUGCAAGAUAUGCCGGGAAUGGACGAGAGCAAGGCUUUCUUUCCGCGCGACUUCGCUCAUUACAUUGAUUAAUUUUCGCAUGUAACUACAGAUUGUCUCCGAGCUUGACAUUUUUUUCUUCUUGCAUUUGACGAUAUUUCAUUCUAUUCAACCACUAAGUAUUUCAUCAUACAAUUACAUUGUUCCUUUAUCACAUUUUUAUACUAGACGCGGUGUUUUUCUAUAUUUUUCGAGUUAUCGUUUAUGCUUGCGGGAAAUAAAAAUUUAUAUAGGCUGAAAUUAUUAAUAUCGAAUCGGUAGAUUUAUAGAGAAGCGCACGAUGCGGAGGUCGAUAAGAAGUAAAACGCGAGACUGCGAGAGAGGGAAAGAACGAGAGAGCAGAUUAAAGAACGCAAAUGGUGAGAAUGUGACGGAUACUUGUGAAAGGAAAUUAAACGGAAGCGUAUGAGAGGGCGAGAAAGGAAACUUGAUCGAGUGAAAGAGAAAGAGAGAGAAAGAGAGCGAGAGAAUGCGGAAGAGUGAUUGUAGAUUCGGAAAGUCACUUAGCCAGCAGACUGCUGUUCAUAGUGCCCUGUUAUAGUGGGUUCCCUAGGCAGAGUGGCAGAGACGCGGUUAAAAAAAAAAAGGAAGACAGAAGAAAUGUAAAAGUAAAGUAACAGUCAAGUGGGAAGGAAAAGGGAGGGAAGCGUAAAAAACGAGCAACUAGUCUCACUACGAUUUGAAAUGCAUCUUUAGAUGCGAACAUGCGAGCGCCGCGACGACGAAUACCUGUCUAAGGGUCUCGAGCGAGAAAACAUUGUAAUCGAUACAACGAUGGAUUAUUUAUUGUAAGCGAUGUUGAGCACAAUCGAAUUUUGUCAAGUUUCUCAUCAUCUCGAUGAAAGACACGAUAAUUCACGCCAGUCAAAACUGUAUACGCUCUUAAAUACAAUGAAAUAGCGGGUGCGAUAUUCAUUCUUACAACAUUUUGUAUCCUCGUCAGAUAUGCGAACAAAAGCGAUUAUCGUUUAGAAAGGACGACAAUCGUCACGUUAUCGAGACGCACAAGUCGAACGCUGUUGGAUUUCUAGCGUGAUUCUUCGUGGUUGUUUCGAGUCCUUACAGCGCUCAUGAUUAGAAUGACACAUAGACGAGAUGGACCGCUCAUACGAUCUGGUCGAGACCUACGAUCGUUCUUUAGGUUCUCGUCCAACUUAGGGUUCCGGGCCCCCGUGGAGAAUUUUCAAAUGCGACCGGAUACCAAAAGAAAGAAAUAGAGAGAGAGAGAGAGAAAUGCGGAAGUGCAAAAAUAAGAAAUUGUCCGGAAAUGAGGCACUCCGCCCUCUGCCCACGGGACCCUAAUCUAUUUUUCAGAAUACGCUAUUGUGAUUAUUACUAUAUAACAAUUUAAAAAAUUAAAACGACAAAAAUAUAUAUACCUUGUAUCAUUGUUUAUUAUACGAUUCCGACGAUUAUAUUAUUUAUAAUGUUAAUAAUCUAUAUUAACGAUAAUUACCGCAUUAUACCAUUAUUAUAUUUAGUACUAUUAUAGAGAGCGAGGCUGCUGCUAUAUUAAUGAAUUAAGUAUUAAAGGAUUAAGUAAUUCUCAUCCUUUUUUAGACUUUAUAUAUAAAUAUACAAACACAUGAUUAACAAAAAAACAUACCUCUCACGUUACUGCGUUCGUAUCGACGAUUUACGUGUAUUUCAUUUCCGACAUUCAAUCACUUUACUUUUCUAGGCGCUACUCAAUCGAGCACUUUCUGCUUUCGUUGAAUCUGUUUGCAGUUCGACGACUACGUUAUUUUAUAUAUCAUAAUAGGUAUAGACUGUACCAUGAAAUAUUAAGUAAAAAUAAAUUUGAUUAGGUAAUA